AUGCUCAUGUUGGAGGACGCCUACCGGACGGUGACGUCCAAGGCGGUGCGCCGCACGCUCGUGUACGGGGUGUUGCUGGCGACGGCCUCGGCCCUGCUGUACGGCGUAGCCGUCGUGGGCUAUCUGGGCUUCUACCACGACUACGUGCCGCACCGCGUGCGGACGUCGCCGCUGCACUUGCAAUACGGGACCGCGGCGCAGCAUCCGUUUGCGAUUGCCGAUCUGCGCGGUCUCAGCCUGAAGACGGACCAGGCCUACGACGUGUCGGUGAGCGUGCGGCUGCCGCGAUCGCCGGCGAACCAGGCGGUCGGCAACGUGAUGCUGGAGCUGGCGCUAGUCACGGCUGGUUUGCCGUCGUUUUCGGCUUCGUCUUCGUCUUCAACGCCCGACGCCAUCACGACGGCCGCCCGUCUGCCACCAGACAGCCCGCGCGACUUUCUCGCCGCCGACGGCCGCCGUGUCGUCUAUGCGGCCACUCGACCGGCUCUGCUGGCCUACGUGGACCCGCUCGUGGCCACGGCCGGCCGCCUCGUCUUCUUGCCCUACCACCUGCUCGCGCCGGCCGCCGCGCCCGAGUCCGAUCGCCUGGUCGUGUCCAUGGCCGAGUCGCUCUCGUUUGCCGGCGUGGACGCGCUGCCGGCAGCGCUGUAUCUGGAGCUGCGCGUCCCGCCGACUACCGGCCAGCACCGGCAGCUACAGACGUACGGCGUCGAUGUCGUCUUUGCGGCCCGUCUGCGCGGCCUGCGCUGGCUCAUGUACCACCACGCGGUCGCCUCGUUUGUCGUCCUGACGGCGGCCUUUUGGCUCGUCGAGGUGCUCUUCAUGGCCGCCGCCUGCGCCCUUCUGGGCACGUUCCUGGCUGGGAGCGCGGAUGUGGAUGCGGAUGCGGAUACGAAGGCAGAGGGUGGCGAUGAUGGCAGCGAUCAGGGACGCAUGCUUCCAACGGUCGUCAAGACACGGGCGGACGAGGAUGUAUCAAUCAAGAAGGAGGAGGACCAGGGCGGCCGUCGUUUGGGUCGGUCGCUGCUGGCUUCGAUCCCUGCACGGGCCGUCGGCCAUGCAGACCACCAAGCGGACGACCAUGUGGACGAUCCGGUGAACGAGGAGGCAGACAGGCCUGCUGCGAUCACUACGGGCAGCUCGGCCGUGGCGAUGGAAAGCUCGCUUCGACAGCGACAGCAGCAACAAAUUGCGGCGUGA
This is a messenger RNA of Grosmannia clavigera kw1407, 1200 nucleotides long. RefSeq names its product tubulin-tyrosine ligase. Gene Ontology annotation, cellular component: endoplasmic reticulum membrane. NCBI's taxonomy places the organism in Eukaryota, Fungi, Ascomycota, Sordariomycetes, Ophiostomatales, Ophiostomataceae. The transcript is spliced from 2 exons. The coding region runs from base 1 to 1200 and encodes 399 amino acids. The record is from RefSeq and is a predicted model, not a curated record. Gene Ontology annotation, biological process: lipid droplet organization; lipid storage.